UCGUAAAAUUAUAACGAAUAGGCUUAUGCCCAAAAUUUAGUAAAAUUAAAUACAUUUAAAAUCGAUUUUAUGUAAACAAAGAGUGCUGAGAAUCCGAUGUACAUUUGUGACUGACGGCAGCACAAAGCUGAUAUUUCCAAAUUUUGAUCUUUGAGCGACCUUGAAAUGGUGGCAAAACUAUUCAAACGCCUAAGACGCGAGGUCAGGCCCUGCGUUCUUAAGUUUAUGCCGUACUUCGUGAUGUCGUACUACUUUAUGGAAGUGCUGUACUCAGUGGUCAACACCCCCCUUGUGGGCAGAGAAAGAGCCAUUGUGAUGGAUGUCAACGAGGUGUUCGGCCACCUCUACACUGCCUUCGACGUCCUGCUGACCAUCGGCGCCAUCUCCCUCAUCCUCGGCACCCGAAAGGAGGCCAGCGGGGUGACCCUGCUGCUCAUCGGAAGAGUCAUCCACCGACUGUUCUUCUCCAUAUGGACCGUGUUCUUCUACUUUCUGUUCACCGACAGCCUGGAUGUGGGCUCCCUGUUGAUGCUGAUGGCCGCCAAAACCACACUGAGGGAACAGAAUGAACGGCCCCAGGUGGGGGAGUCGCAGUACCAGAUAUUAUUGCUGGGGGGCAGACUCUGCUUGUCCAGUUUGUUUAUAAUGUGGCUGGACGAGGGCCCGGAAACAUUUUUCAGCAUCGUGUCGCUGGGGCUCUUACUCUUCAUAACCCUUGGCUUCCACUGCAAACUCUUCGCCUAUCUGGCCGUAAUCGCCCUCCUGUAUCACGAUGUUUUCAGCAAUCACUGGAGCAUGCUGUGGGGCUGGAACGACACGCUCCUCUCGGUGCAGUACUUCUCCCUACUGUUCUGCAAAAUUGGCGGGCUGCUGAUGCUGUCUGAGCUGGGCGGAGGCAAGUGGUCCAUCGAUGGAUUCAGGAACAGAAACUCCGUGAAAUGGGAGAGGAAGGGCAGCUACCGAAUCGUCAAGAGCCAGGCGGCGGCCUAGGAAAGGUUGCUCGUCGCAAUGAGCCCAUCUUUGCUUUUCCUCCAUCGCCUUUCAACGUUCAGGGGGAUCUACAUAAACUUUAAUGGGAAACACUUUACCAGCGGCUAAUGCUUAUUUUUAUUUGUAUCUCUAUUUGUACACCUGCCCCUCGGCAUCGGAGAGGGCUCUCCAAAUGCUCUUUGAUCCGCGCCUCAGCCGACGUAAAUUAUUAAAAAGUCUCGAGUUGCGCUUAGGCCCUUA
This is a messenger RNA of Drosophila biarmipes, 1230 nucleotides long. RefSeq lists its product as uncharacterized. The coding region runs from base 166 to 990 and encodes 274 amino acids. Lineage: Eukaryota; Metazoa; Arthropoda; Insecta; Diptera; Drosophilidae. Gene Ontology annotation, cellular component: membrane. The transcript is spliced from 2 exons. The record is from RefSeq and is a predicted model, not a curated record.